AUGGGGUUUAUUAAACUAUUGGCGGGUGAAUAUCUACUGGUUAUCACCGAGAGAGAGUCAAUAGGCUCCAUUCACGACAAGAAUAUCUUUCGUGUGGGCGCUUUUCAGAUACUUCCUCUAGCUCGUAAUUUAGAUAAGCUUACAGAAGAAGAGAAAUCACGAGAACAAUACUAUGUCAACUUGCUGGAAUCACAUCUUCGAACGAAUACGUUUUACUUUUCUUACGACUAUGACUUGACUCAAUCCAUGCAAAGACAGCUUCAGUUGAAUUCAAAUGAUCCUUUAUAUAAAAGAGCAGAUGAACGUUUUUUUUGGAAUAGAUUUGUAUCAUCCAAGUUAAUAGACUCUGAAUUAGACUUAUCUGAAUACAUUUUGCCUGUCAUGCAAGGAUUUAUAGAGAUGAAUCCAUGCAGUUUGAAUGGCAAAUCUUUCACUUGGGGAAUCAUCACACGUAGAAGCAGAUAUAGACCUGGCACACGUUACUUUUCUCGUGGAAUUGAUGAAAAUGGUCAUGUAUCUAACUUUGUAGAAACAGAACAGUUUGUCUUGCAUGAAAACAAACAACUAUCUUAUGUACAGACAAGAGGAUCGAUUCCUGUCUAUUGGGCUCAAAUCAUCAAUCUCAAGUACACACCCAAACUUUGGAUUGGUGAAACUCGAAAGAGUUUGGCUGCUGCUCGUAUGCACUUUGAUGAGCAGAUUCGCAUCUAUGGACCACAAAUCUUGGUCAAUUUGAUCAACAAGAAAGGAUACGAGCUUCCUAUGGGUCAAGCCUAUGCUCGUACGGUAGAACAGCUGAAUGAUCCUCGUAUUCAUUAUAUUCAUUUUGAUUUCCAUGCUGAAUGCUCCAAAAUGCGUUGGCACCGUAUUAACCUGCUGCUAGAUCAGUUAAAAGAUAAACUGGUGGAACAAGGUUAUACAUACGUUGUUAACCCAGGAAGCUCUAAUCAAACUGUGAAGCAAACACAGACCUCAGUCAUUCGUUCCAACUGUAUGGAUUGCCUGGAUCGCACUAACGUAGUUCAGAGCACCAUUGCUCGCUGGAUUUUGAAUCGUCAGUUGCGUGAUCUUGAGAUUCUGACGCCUGAUCAGCUCUUGGAGGAUCAACAAGAACUGAUGAACACUUAUAGAAAUGUCUGGGCCGAUAAUGCAGAUGGUGUAAGUUGUGUUUAUUCCGGCACGGGUGCUCUCAAGACUGAUUUCACAAGAACUGGAAAGCGUACAAAAGUCGGAGCACUCAAGGACUUGGAAAAUUCCAUUGUUCGUUAUUGCAAGAAUAACUUUAUGGAUGGCUCUCGUCAGGACUCAUUUGAUCUAUUUCUUGGUAGAUACCGUCCAGACGGUAAGCCUGUCCAAAAAGAAGAUCAAAGAUCACUUCGUAUCCGAGUUGUACCUUAUAUCAUGCUGUUUGCUCUCUUUAUGUUGAUCAUAAACAUCGUGAACCCAAGCUAUUCUGGCUUCCAAUCCAUCACGUCCUACGUCCUUCUUCUUUUAUUUUGGAUUUCUGUAUUAAUCUCUGGUGCACGCUUUGCCAUUCAACAUGGAGAUCAAUUCGUUCAAUGGCCUCGUCUACUUGAACUACCUUCCACUGAAGAAAUUGAAGAAAUACCUACGAUGACCGAGAAAGAAGGUACGAUGGCUCCCCCUGAUAUUUCAAACGAUCUUUUAUAA
Rhizopus microsporus ATCC 52813 is the source of this 1671-nucleotide messenger RNA. RefSeq lists its product as uncharacterized. Gene Ontology annotation, molecular function: phosphatidylinositol-4-phosphate phosphatase activity. Gene Ontology annotation, cellular component: endoplasmic reticulum. The transcript has 10 exons. Bases 1 to 1671 code for a protein of 556 amino acids. The record is from RefSeq and is a predicted model, not a curated record. Gene Ontology annotation, biological process: phosphatidylinositol dephosphorylation. NCBI's taxonomy places the organism in Eukaryota, Fungi, Mucoromycota, Mucoromycetes, Mucorales, Rhizopodaceae.